Molecule: messenger RNA, 4526 nt
Organism: Trachymyrmex cornetzi
Lineage: Eukaryota; Metazoa; Arthropoda; Insecta; Hymenoptera; Formicidae
Gene: Ehbp1
Product: Eps15 homology domain containing protein-binding protein 1
Exons: 17
Coding region: 539-3307 (922 amino acids)
Molecular function (GO): protein binding
Source: RefSeq, a predicted model, not a curated record
UGUCUUGACGUAUUUCGACUUUCGACUUUCGCGUGUGCGUACUGCGUGCGUGUUGUGUACGUACGUACACGCGUGGACAAUGACAGUCGGUUCGUUCCAGGAAGUCCGGGAACGUCGAGAGCAGUCGAGAGCGCGCGUGAAGUGGUGAGCCGACUGCCGAGUCAGCCGAGUCAGCCGAGAGGAAGACUUGGGAAGACUCAUCCGUCCGUCCGUCCGAACAUAUUCAACAUAUGAUCGUAGUCCCGCCGAGGGCGCGUGUCGUGAAACGUGAACGUCGUCGGUUUCCGGCAAUUGCGGGAAUUGCGGGAAUUCCGGGAAGCGCCGACCAGGCCGACCAGGCCGACCUUAGUCCACGAUCCGAUCGCGCGUGCGACUCGCGGUCCUCGCGGUCCUCGCGGAAAUGACAAAGCGCGCCCCGCUCGCGCGUCAGCAGUGAAGACGAGAAUUCGUUCGCGGACGAAUAAAUCCCGCAAUCCCGGACGAAUCGUUCCGAGCCGCCCCGCGCCCGAGCGAAAAGAAGCGGAGCGUGACUGCAAACAUGAGUUCCGUCUGGAAACGCUUGCAACGGGUGAACAAGAGAGCGGCCAAGUUUCAGUUCACCGUUUCUUACCACGAAGUCACGUUAGAGACGACGACAAAGUGGAAGCCAAACAAAUUGAGCGUUGUUUGGACAAGACGUAGUAGAAGAGUUAGUUCAGAACCCUUAGACUGGGAGCCAUGUUUGAGUGAUCCUUUGAAGGGUAUCAUCAGCUGGGCAGUCCCCGACAAUCACACGGUUUCUGUGACACUGUUUAAAGAUCCACGGACACAUGAGCUGGAAGAUAAAGAUUGGACAUUUGUUAUCGAAGAUGUGUCGUCGACGGGAAAGAGACGUCAUGUGGCUGCCACUAAUAUAAAUAUGAAAAAAUAUGCAACUUUAGAAUCUAGUCAGCAACAACUCAAAUUGGACUUGAAGCCAACUUCUAAAAAGAUUGUUAGCGCUACGCUAGAAUGUACUUUGUCAUGUGUAUUUCUACGAGAGGGCAAGGCGACGGAUGAAGAUAUGCAAAGUAUGGCUAGUUUAAUGUCGGUUAAUAAUAACAGCGACAUUGCGCCAUUAGAUGAUUUUGAUAAUGAAGAUAUACCUGAAGAUGUUGAGGAAGUGUCGGUAAAAAAUUUGGACGAGUUUUUAGAUAUCUCCGCUCAACUUGAUCUAAUGACGAGCAGUCUUACUGAAAGUGAAUUACCCAGUACUUCUAUAAGUGUGGCAAGUUUAUCAAAGGAUGAUACAACUCCUGUAAAUGAUGGCGAGCAUUUUAUACGUGACAUUAGUCUAACAGGAAUUGGAGACUCUUUAAAGGAAAAAUCACCCGUGAAAGACAAUGUUGCCGUUGAAAAUGACAAAAACAUUGAACACAGCACAUUGAGAUUGCCGCUGCAACCAUUGGAUCUUAAAAAGAAUGACGCAAAUGUUCCAAGACUGAAAGAGAUUACUCCCGGCCAAGAUUUAUUGGAAUGGUGCAAAGAAGUUACAAAGGAUUAUUCCGGUGUCAAAGUCACUAAUCUAACGACAUCUUGGAGAAACGGAAUGGCGUUUUGUGCGAUUAUUCAUCAUUUCAGACCUGAUCUGAUAAACAUCGAUUCUCUAUUGCCGCACGAUGUAAAAGGCAACUGUAAGAAAGCAUUCGACGCGGGUGAAACUCUGGGCAUACCCAGAGUUAUUGAACCGGCUGACAUGGAUAUAUUAACGGUACCUGAUAAAUUAGCUGUGAUGACUUAUUUAUAUCAAUUGAGAGCGCAUUUUACCGGCCACGAAUUAGAGGUACAUCAAAUAGGUAAAACAACGGACGAGUCCUCUUACAUGAUCGGCAGAUUUAAUACGGACAACAACACUGACGUGAGUGUUCAACUGUUUGGUCAAGAGAUUAUUAAUUUACGGAAGAAGGAACAGAUCGAACAAAAAAACAAUAAAGCGGAGAAUAACAGACGGUCGAAUCCGUUUGAUAACAAGAAGGAUGACAUAUGCAUCGAUUCAUUAAAAAACAAGCUGCAUUUGAGCCUGAACACGGAUAAUCAGGAUCACGAUCAAUGUAACAAAGACAAAUCGCCAUCCAGCGUGAAGGAGGUCAAGGACAUUAUAUUAGCCAGUUCAAAGAGCAUUCUGGGCAAGGUGUUAUCACCGACCAAAGAAAAAUACUCGUCGAGAGAGAAGAGCAAGUCUCCGCCGAGAGUGCAACAAGCGCAGCAACGUCCGAUACUUAUGACACGCCGACAAUUAACCGAUCCGUUCGGCUCCGACGACGAAGAGGAGAACAUACAGAUAAUCGACGACAAAUGGUCGCAAUCGAUCUCGCUUACCAAAUCGCAAAGUCCGCCGUUAGUUAGUCGGCACGAUGAAUUGCGAGAGCGAGCGAGACAACUCUUGGAACAAGCCAGGAAUCAAACGAAGCCAUCCGGAUUUGUUUCUGCUGCUAUCAGUCCCGUUGAGACACAGAAUGAUGACGAGAGACAACAAAACUUGCGAGAAAGGGCGAGACGCUUGAUUGCGGAAGUUAAAAUGGGCGUCGCUGUGACUCCAAGUCAGUUGAAUGAUGAUAACAAUAGUGACAGACGAUCGAUAGACGAUCAGAACAAUAGUCCUAGACGCAGCAUUACGCCAUCGACACCCAGUGAUCGAAUCAGUAUAAAGUCUGAGUACAAUGGAAAUAUACUGGGAAAUUCAAGUAUGACAGAUGGAGAAAAGAAAACUGGCUCUCCUUUGUAUUCCUUUUCCAAAAUUAUUGAAAGAAUCUCGCCCGAUAAAGGAAGUCCCGAUAGAACUCCAUAUACACUUCGCGGGUUGGGUAAAGACAUGACAUCGUAUAUUCAAAAUGAGCUUGAAGCACUUGAAAGAGAGCAAAAUCAGAUUGACAUUCAAGCUGGCAAGCUUGAAAAGCAAUUGAGAGCAGCCAUGGAAAGCGAUAACGAAGACGAAACGGAAAGACUGAUGUCUCUAUGGUUUACUCUUGUUAACAAAAAAAAUGCUCUCUUAAGAAGACAAAUGCAACUAAACAUACUGGAGAAAGAAGACGAUUUAGAGCGAAGAUUUGAGCUCUUGAAUCACGAAUUAAGAAGCAUCCUUGCAGUGGAAGAUUGGCAAAAGACACCAGAGCAAAAAAUGCGUGAAAAUUUAUUGUUGGAGGAAUUAGUAUCUAUUGUAAACAAAAGGGAUGAAUUGGUGCAUCAUCUCGAUACACAAGAAAGAGCCAUUGAAGAUGAUGACGAAAUAGAGCGUGAUUUAUCUCGCGCUGGACUAGCUCAACGAAAUAAAAAUUGUGUUGUGCAAUGAGGAGUUAAUUAUUUAUCGUAUUUUUUCCCAGAAUUAUUGUGCAGGCAUGACCCAUGUUGCUGUGGAGUUGCCAAAAAGUCGACAAAAUUAGAUAUUGAAGUCAAGUGUGAACAUUCAUGGUUUACAAACAGGUUAUUUUUAGAGACUCAUUUUUUAUUAUGCAUUGUAGAUUAAUUCAUCAAAAGAUAGAUCAAACAAAUUUUUCCAUUUCUUUUGUUUUUAAUAUAAGUUCGUCGAUUCACGACGAAAGAAAAAACGCAAUUAAACUUAGACACUGUCGAAUUAUUAGAUAUAAAUGGUUAAAUGAUUUUUUGUAUAUUAUCGAGCAUAAUAUCGAUUAUAUAAUGUAAGCAUUUUAUGCUUCAAGUGAAAUGUUGCGCGUUAAUAGUUGAGACUGUGUGCAAAUAUAUGACAUGAUACGUAACUAUGGAAUACGGAAUCGUGCAAAACAGUUUACGAAUCAAGAAGUAGAUGAAAAGAGGUAUAAUUUAUCUUCCUCGAAUAAAAUAAAAGUGAACGCAAAUGCAAAAAAGCUCGAAAAGAAUGCAAAUUAGUGUGAUAAAAAUAUAUUUUAGCAAGAUUCGAGAUCUAAUUACGAAGCUACUUAGUGUUAUAUAUUUUAAAAGAUUUUGUUUAUACAUAUUAUAUAAAUUAGUAGCUGGUUCAAGAAAGUAUAAAUUAAAUGCAGUUCUUUCAUGCAAGUGAACUUUAGACAUUUGAUUUAUGUGAAAAAUUAUUUUGUGACUUAAUUGCUAAGAGAUUUAAUAUCGGAAAGCCAAAGAAAGUUAAAGCAGGCUGUUACGCAAGAACAUGCAAGAGAUACGUGAAGAGUAAUUUAGUAAAUGUAUUUCGUGUUCAUCGAUCCAAAUCGAUUUACGGAAAAUUAAUUGUGAAACUAUUGCGGAAAGUGGAACGCGUGGCUAUAGUUUUCGUAUUUGCAUCAGUUGUUCUCAUCGAGCAUUCGCAUGUACUCUAUUUGUGCCAUACGAACGAAUUGAUAUACUUUUUACAUCCUAUUUGACGAAUUUGUAUAAAUGUAGAAAAAUGCGUUAAAAACAAAUUCGCUAAUCUUAUUGACGGUAUGAGAUUUUAAAAGAAACCGUAGUAAGAUUAAUUUUUACUAAGACUAAUUCUUAUAUGUGGUAUCGUAUAUCUGCGUGUAAUAAGAAUAUUAUGUUGACUAUAACUUUUUAUAACAAAAUGGUGCAUUAUAUUUAAA